AUGCCAAUGCUCAAGGAACCGUCAAAGAAGUACAAGCCCUUCAAGGGACCGCAUUUGCCCAACCGGCAAUGGCCCAACAAGACCAUUGACAAGGCCCCUCGCUGGCUCUCCUCUUGUCUCCGCGAUGGCAACCAGAGUCUGCCUGAUCCAAUGAGCGGCGAGGAGAAAUGGCGCUACUUCAAGAUGUUGUGCGACCUCGGCUACAAGGAGAUCGAGGUCUCCUUCCCCUCCGCGUCCCAGACCGACUUCAACUUCACCCGCCGCCUGAUCGAAACCCCCGGGGCCGUACCCGGCGACGUAUUCCUCCAAGUCCUUUCCCCCUGCCGCCCCGAUCUCAUCCGGAGGACCGUCGAGGCGGUGCGCGGCGCGAAGAACGCCAUCAUCCAUAUCUACCUCGCCACGAGCGAGUGCUUCCGCCAAGUCGUCUUCGGCUACUCCGAAGAGCAGACCCUGGAGCUCGCCGUGGAAUGCACCAAGCUCGUCAGAUCCCUGACGAAGGAUAACCCCGAGGCUUCAGACACUCGAUGGCUGUUCGAAUUCUCGCCCGAGUGCUUCUCCGACACAAAUCCCGACUAUGCCGUCAGGGUAUGCCGCGCUGUAAAGGAUGCGUGGGGCCCUAAUGCCGAGGCCGGUGACCAAAUCAUCUUCAACCUGCCCGCUACUGUUGAGCUGGCGACACCCAACAUCUAUGCCGACUUGAUAGAAUCCUUUUGUAACAACAUCGGUGACAGGGAGAACGUAUGCGUGUCUCUGCAUCCUCACAACGAUCGUGGAACUAGUGUUGCUGCAGCAGAACUCGCCCAGAUGGCCGGAGCUGACCGUGUAGAGGGCUGUCUGUUUGGCAACGGCGAGAGGACGGGUAAUGUCGAUCUCGUCACCUUGGCUCUGAACCUUUACACGCAAGGUGUGAGCCCCAAUAUCGAUUUCUCCGAUCUGAACUCAGUCAUCGACAUGGUCGAAUCCUGCACCAAGAUCCCCGUCCACCAGCGUGCUCCCUACGGGGGCAGUCUCGUAUGCGCCGCGUUUUCGGGCAGCCACCAAGACGCAAUCAAGAAGGGCUUCCAGAACCGCAAGCGCCUGGGCCUUACCAGCGAGGACCCGUGGAACGACCCAUGGAACGGCAUGCCCUACCUGCCGCUGGACCCCCAGGAUAUCGGCCGCAACUACGAAGCCAUCAUCCGCGUCAACUCGCAGUCGGGAAAGGGCGGAAGCGCCUUCAUUCUGCAAUCGAAGAUGGAGCUCGAUCUCCCCCGCGGCCUGCAGGUCGCCUUCUCCGCCGUCGUCCAGAACCGUGCCGAAGAGCUCGGACGAGAGCUGCUGGCCACCGAGAUUACCGACCUCUUUGAGACGACGUAUUUCCUGGGCGAGAACCCCCACUUUAGCCUCGUUGAUUACAGCAUCACCCCCGACCGCUCGCAGUCUCCCCUGCCUACGACAGGUAAGACCCAAGACACGAAAGACCUGAUACGGAUCUUUGACGGUGUUAUCCUCGUGGACGGUAAAGAAGUGAAGCUGCGUGGUCGUGGGAAUGGUCCCAUUUCUAGCAUGGUGGCCGCCCUCAAGGAGAUCAACCUCGACCUUGACGUGAAUGACUACAAGGAGCACGCCAUCGGCGAGGGUCGAGGCGUCAAGGCCGCCUCGUAUAUCGAGUGCAAGCCUGCGGGCAGCAAGAAGACGGUGUGGGGUGUCGGUAUCCACGAGGACGUGGUGCAGAGCUCGCUCAUCGCCCUGCUGAGCGCGGCAAGCAACUUGAUCACGACCCAACCCAUCACCCUUAACCUGAAGUCCGCCGCUCCUCAAGGAACGCCUAAUUUCAUCUCCGUUUUGGAGGAGAAGGCAAACGGUAUGUAA
Messenger RNA from Scedosporium apiospermum, 1851 nucleotides. RefSeq lists its product as uncharacterized. Bases 1 to 1851 code for a protein of 616 amino acids. The record is from RefSeq and is a predicted model, not a curated record. Gene Ontology annotation, cellular component: mitochondrion. Lineage: Eukaryota; Fungi; Ascomycota; Sordariomycetes; Microascales; Microascaceae. The transcript is spliced from 9 exons. Gene Ontology annotation, biological process: L-leucine biosynthetic process. Gene Ontology annotation, molecular function: 2-isopropylmalate synthase activity.